Heterobilharzia americana is the source of this 765-nucleotide messenger RNA. NCBI's taxonomy places the organism in Eukaryota, Metazoa, Platyhelminthes, Trematoda, Strigeidida, Schistosomatidae. The record is from the annotation of a GenBank genome assembly.
AUGAUUCUCUGGUUCUUUCUGUUGGGUUUGUGCCUUUGUGUUUAUUGUGAUAUUGAAAAGUUGGAUAGGCAUUUCAAUUUAAAUCCUCAUAAUCCCGAGUUCACUCUUCCAGAAAUACAACUUGAGAGUCAACUUCAUCUAUACUUCAAAAAAAUUGAUAGCAACCAUGAUGGUUUCAUUGAACAUAACGAGUUAACGGCUUGGAUUCAUAAAACUUACGAAUCUUUGGAUCGUGAACAUGCUGAAAAGCAGCUUACAAAAAUUCGAUAUGAUCAGUCAUCGAAAUUUAUUCUAGAGUCCUUGAGAAGUGAACGAUCACGUUUCAACUUUGCUGAUAAAGACGGUGAUGGGUUGCUGGCAUUAGACGAGUUUAUUAUGUUCCUCCGACCUGAAAACUAUGAAGAUAUGGCAAAUUAUGAAUUACAGAGAAGUUUUUCUAGCUUUGACCAAAAUGGCGAUGGGAUGAUUACUUUGGAUGAAUUUACCAAUUUCUCUUAUCGCGGCAUAUCACAACAGAACUAUCUUGAUGAACAGUUUAAACUUUUAGAUGUGGAUAAAAAUUGGAUACUGACUCCGAACGAGUUACGAUCGUGGUUAUUACCUUCACUGAAAUCAGCCGCACAAUCUGAAGCAACACGUUUAAUGAAUCUGACCGACUCUAAUCAAGAUGGUAAGCUAACAUUGGAUGAAGUCUUGGCUAAAUCACAUUCUUGGAAGGAUAGUCAAGUUGUUAAGCACGCAAGAUCAUUAUGGGAUGAACUGUAA